CUCUCGAUCGCCGGUCGUCUCCGAUCAGUUCGCUGCCGUGUGUCUAACUUUUAGCAACGUCUACAGUGAGGAAGUGCGCGCAUUGUAAAAAUUUAAAAUAAGAAUCUACCGGUCGGCUUUUUUUCCCUCGAGAGGCUAUAAGUGAGGUGCAAUCACCGUCAUGGGGCUGAUCAAAUCAGCUGUCACCGCGGUUUGCCUCGUCGUGGCGCUGCUGGCUCCGACCAGCCACAGCCAGUCCACGGCCAAGGUUUUGUGCUACUACGAUGGAGCGAACUUCCUGAUCGAAGGUCUCGGCAAAGUAUCGCUAACUGACAUCGAAGCGGCCCUUCCUUUCUGUACCCACCUCGUGUACGGUUACGCCGCUCUGGAUCCCGACUCCAACAAAGCCGUCAGCCGAAAUGCCAACCUCGACCUCGACACCGGUAAGGGUAACUACCGCCAGGUGACCGGUCUGAAACGUAAAUUCCCCGGCCUCAAGGUCCUGCUGGGCAUCGGUGGCUAUCGCUUCUCGUCCGCUUCUCCCAAGUAUCUGGAACUGCUGGAAUCUGGAGCGGGUCGAAUUACCUUCAUCAACAGCGUUUACUCGAUUGUGAAGACAUACGAAUUUGAUGGAAUCGAUCUAGCAUGGCAAUUCCCACAGAACAAGCCCAAGAAGGUGCGCUCCACUCCGGGUAAGCUGUGGCACGGAUUCAAGAAAGUGUUCUCCGGUGACAGUGCUCUGGAUGAAAAGGCCGAUGAGCACCGUGAAGAAUUCACCGCCUUGCUGCGGGAAUUGAAGAAUGCCUUCCGCUCGGAUGGAUACCAACUGGGAGUCACCGUUCUGCCUCACGUAAAUGCUUCCAUGUUUAUGGACAUUCCUGCUAUCGUCAAUUACCUCGACUUUGUCAACAUUGCCGCAUACGACAUGCAAACUCCCGAACGAAAUAAGAAAGAGGCCGACUACUUUGCACCCAUUUAUGAGCUCUCUGAACGAGUUCCCGAGAGCAACGUGGAUGCACUUGUCAAGCUUUGGUUGAACAACCACGCUCCGGCUUCGAAGCUGAUCGUUUCUAUUCCAACACACGGUCGCGGAUGGAAGAUGGAUGGUGAUUCUGGUAUCACUGGAGUUCCUCCUCUGCCAGCCGAUGGUGCUGCCCCAGCUGGCCCUCAGCUGCAGCAGGAAGGAUUCUACUCGUGGGCGGAGACCUGUGCCAAGUUGCCGAACCCGAGCAAUACGGGCCUGAAGGGUGCCGACGGUCCUCUGCGUAAGGUGAACGAUCCAACCAAGCGGUUCGGUCCAUAUGCAUUCCGUGUGCCCGAUAGCAACGGAGAGCACGGAGUGUGGGUUUCGUACGAAGAUCCGGACAGCGCUGGCAAUAAGGCGGCAUACGUGAAGGCCAAGGGACUUGGUGGCAUUGCACUCAACGAUUUGGCAUUCGACGACUUCCGGGGCAGCUGUGCCGGAGAGAAGUAUCCGAUCUUGCGUGCGGCUAAGUACAGAUUGUAGAUGCGGAUGCAAGAAUACCAGUGAUUUUAAUUCGUUAGUGGCUUGUUGAUUGAAAAAUAAAUUAUGUUGAAACAUUAAAUACUAUAAUAUUAUA
Molecule: messenger RNA, 1580 nt
Organism: Armigeres subalbatus
Lineage: Eukaryota; Metazoa; Arthropoda; Insecta; Diptera; Culicidae
Product: chitinase-like protein Idgf4
Exons: 3
Coding region: 161-1486 (441 amino acids)
Biological process (GO): carbohydrate metabolic process; chitin catabolic process
Cellular component (GO): extracellular region
Molecular function (GO): chitinase activity; chitin binding
Source: RefSeq, a predicted model, not a curated record